Molecule: messenger RNA, 1027 nt
Organism: Merops nubicus (carmine bee-eater)
Lineage: Eukaryota; Metazoa; Chordata; Aves; Coraciiformes; Meropidae
Gene: RAB32
Product: RAB32, member RAS oncogene family
Exons: 3
Biological process (GO): vesicle-mediated transport
Cellular component (GO): Golgi apparatus; vesicle; trans-Golgi network
Molecular function (GO): GTPase activity; GTP binding
Source: RefSeq, a predicted model, not a curated record
GCGGGCUCCGGCGUUCCGGAGUGUCGGGAGCAUCUCUUCAAGGUCCUGGUGAUCGGGGAGCUGGGCGUCGGUAAAACCAGCAUUAUCAAGCGAUACGUGCACCAACUCUUCUCCCAGCACUACCGGGCCACCAUCGGGGUGGAUUUCGCGCUCAAAGUCAUCCACUGGGACAGCAAAACCCUGGUGCGGCUGCAGCUCUGGGAUAUAGCAGGCCAGGAGCGCUUUGGAAAUAUGACGAGAGUAUACUACAAAGAGGCAGUUGGUGCUUUUGUGGUCUUUGAUGUUACAAGAGGCUCCACUUUUGAGGCUGUUUCCAAAUGGAAGAGUGAUUUGGACAGUAAAGUGCUACUUCCCAAUGGCAACCCCAUCCCUGCUGUUCUUCUUGCGAACAAGUGUGACCAGAAGAAAGAUGGCAACCAGAAUCCCUCUCAGAUGGACCAGUUCUGCAGAGAAGGUGGCUUUGUUGGAUGGUUUGAAACAUCUGCCAAGGACAACAUCAACAUAGAGGAAGCUGCUCGAUUCUUGGUGGAAAACAUCCUCACCAACUACAAAACUUUUCCCAAUGAAGAGAAUGAUGUGGGGAAACCAAAAGUGGACCUAGACCCAUUGAAAGCAGAGAGUAAAUCACAGUGCUGCUAAUGCUACCACUGCUCAGUAAAUGUGAUGGGAUGAGCAGCAAGACUGUUCCUUAAAUCAAACUGCUGCUAUGGUGCUGCAUUGCGACAAUCCAUAUGGGGUAUCUGGUAUUAUCUGAAUAGGUGAUUCUUGUGGGUGUUUACAUAUUCUUGUUUAGCAGGAAAUGGAGUAUCUUGUGAGUUAUCACUCCACUUUCUUGAGUGUCUGCAUCUAAAUCCAAUUAAUGUCUUCUUACUUGAGAACAUAAGGUAGUGCUUACACUCCUAAAAAGGAACAAAGACAACAUUCAGUGUCUAGUCAACUUCAUUGUCUAAUUGGCUUUUAGGACAUAUGCUACAUUCCAAAUAGGACUCACUCCUCAUGGUUUUAGCUGAACAGAGACUUGUACCUU